This is a messenger RNA of Rodentolepis nana, 972 nucleotides long. The record is from the annotation of a GenBank genome assembly. Lineage: Eukaryota; Metazoa; Platyhelminthes; Cestoda; Cyclophyllidea; Hymenolepididae.
AGAGACCGCGGCGUUGUCUCUAAUUGGUGCACUCAGUCAAAUUUUUUCGUGGAGGAAAAUAGGUGUCGCCAACAAGCUGGCAUUCCUUCAUUGAUCAACACUGCACACAAUUAUUUUUAUUGUCCCAGCUGCAAUUUCAACUCAGAAGACAGAUAUCGGGUUCGAAUCCACUACCAGACAGUUCAUCAACAGAAUAUGAAUUCGACAACUUCAUUAGGUAUGUUUCCUGUUAUUUAUUUCUUCAUCGUAAUUUUAGCUCCAAAUUCCAAUGAGGGCAAUAAUCUUCCAAAGAAAACUGGUCCUUCUGACGAGAUUGUAGACAACAUCGCAACAAUGAGCAAGGAAACCUCAAAUGAAGAGAGGCUUUUCACUUGUGAUGUAUGUAGAAAAACCUUUAAAUGCAAAGAAAAAUUAAACGUUCACAAACGCAGACAUAGCGACAAAAAACCAUUCGUAUGUGAAGCUUGUGGUAAACGAUUUUUGACAAAAGCUGAACUGAAUACUCACAAAGCCGUUCACAGUGAUGAAAAACCGUACAAUUGCAGAAUAUGUGGAAGAAAAUUUAAAACUAAAUCCCUGAUUAAUAGCCAUUUGCGAACCCAUAGUGAAGAAAGGCCUUUCGAAUGUGGAUACUGUAAAAGAGGAUUUAAACGUAAAGAUGCUUUAAAUGUACAUAUGCGCACGCAUUCGGGAGAAAGACCAUACAAAUGUUGUGAAUGCAACAAACAAUUUCUAACUAAACAAAAUAUGCAAACACACUUGUAUUAUAAGAAUCUUACCGACUUGAAGGGACAUAUGUCUUGCCAAACUCGAGACCAACCAUUCAAAUGCAAUGUAUGCGCAAUGAGUUUUUCAAGUAUAGAUGAUUGGAAUUUGCACAAAUUGAUAUUGUUCAAUUUAAUCCAAUGUCCAAAUAGUAUCUGUCUUCGUUUUCCUAAAAUUGCGUGGCUUAUAAUCAGUGCUUUGUGUUGA